GACAACCUGGGAGCGUCUUCCUCACAACGCUGGUCUCUGAGUUGGUCCGCUGCGGAGGGCGUUUUUGACUCAGCAUGGGUCCAAAAACAAAAAAGCCUGGCAAUAAGAAAAAGAAAAUCAGCAAAGCUGAACGAUUGAGGCAGCUACAAGAGGAGGAAGAGAGACGACAAAAAGAGGAAGAGGAAGCCCGUUUGAAAUAUGAAAAAGAAGAAAUGGAAAAGCUUGAAAUAAAACGAAUCGAGAGAGAAAAAUGGCGACAACUUGAAGCAAAAGAUCUAGAAAGGAGAAAUGAAGAACUUGAAGAACUUUAUUUAUUAGAGAGGUGUUUUCCUGAAGCAGAGAAAUUGAAACGAGAGACUAGAUUGCUUUCUCAGUGGAAACACUACAUUCAAUGUGAUGGGAGUCCUGAUCCUUCAGUAUCCCAAGAAAUUAAUACCUUUAUUAGCUUGUGGAAAGAGGAAACAAAUGAGACUUUUGAAGAAGUGAUUGGAAAAAGUAAACUAGUGCUAAAUUUAAUUGACAAGUUGAAAUUAAUUUUAUUGGAAACGCCACCAUAUGAUUUGCAAGAUAAAAUAGUAACACAGUACCAAGGAUCAAUUCUAGAACUGCAAGAGCUUCUUCAUUGCAAGUUUAACACUGCCACAGAAAUACUUCUCAGACAAGCUAGUACUUUAGCAGAUCUGGACAGUGGAAAUAUGGAAAAAGUCAUUCAAGACGAAAAUAUUACUCUGUAUGUGUGGGCAAACCUCAAGAAGAAUCCAAGGUACAGAAGUGUCAGAUUCUCUGAAACACAAAUUGGAUUUGAAAUUCCAAGGAUAUUAGCAACAAGUGACAUUGCUCUACGACUCCUACAUACUCACUAUGAUCACGUCACUCCGCUGCGUCCCGUUCCAACGUCAUUACAGGAACACACUUCCACAAUAACUAACCUUGUCAGAGACGAAGAAAAGAAUUUAGAAGCGGCAAUCAGCAAAGAGAUGCAAGAAGAGUGUAAACAAGAAGAAAAUGAGUCUAACUCGGUUCAUGAGGAAGAAAUAAAAGUUGAGGAUCAAGGUGAAACUGAAGUAAAAAUGAGUUCGGUCCAGGAAGAACCUGAAGUCACAAAAUGUGAACUAGAGAUGAAAUUAAUAAGUGAAACAGUUUUAGCAGCACAGUUGUUGCUGUUAGAGAAUGCUCAUGAAAAGCCGAGUGACCUUGACGACAAUGAGGUUGACUUAUGCCAGUUCACAACUCUGGGUGGAGUCUACCACUUGGAUAUUUUGGAGCUUCCCCCGCAGUGCAAACCAAUGAAGGGCUGGAUGGUCAUGGAAAUACUCAAAGAAGGAUUACAGAAAUACAUAUAUCCUCCAGAAACUACAGAAGACUUUGAAACAGACUACUCUUUCCCACCCAUCGAGGUCACCCUUGAGGUUCAUGAGAAUGUGAUCUUUUUUGAGGAUCCUAUGGUUGCAAGGUGGGACGCUGAAGGUAAACAUUGGAAAACUGAUGGCAUCAGCAAUGUAUCUUACAAAUCAGAAGAGAGACUUAUAACAUUCAACCUGGAAACUUUUGGCCCUGUUACCUUGAUUCAAGACUCUCAUAUUAACAUGCCAUACCAGUCCUGGGAACUAAGACCACUUGAUGUGAAUAAAGUACUUUUGUCUGUGACUACAAUAUUUGCUGAGAUUCAAAUACAGAUUAAGGAAAACCUCUGCAUGUUAGCUUCAAUCAAAGUAAAUAAUAAAAAGCAUUCCUCUAUUUUGGAAGGAAGAUGGAUGACUCCUGUUUCUUUCAUUACCGCUUUGAAAGAAGCUGGAUUGAAUAUCUUCCCUACUCGACACUCUCAUUUUUAUGUUAUUAUAAACUAUAAGGUUCCUUUGACAGAAAUGAAAGCUUAUCGACAAAUGGCCCUGCUAAGUUCUGCUUUUGCGUUUGGUUGGAGCAGGUGGAAUAUGCUAUGUGAUUCUAAAAAAGUUGUAUUUAAGGUGAGGGAACACCUUCGUAAAGAAGAACCUAUUGAGGAUCCCAAUUGGGCCCUUUUGAUGUUUAGUGGUGACAGAGCACAAAGGCUCAAGAUCGACGAAUACAGCGAUACGUUCUCUGAAGCCCUGAAAGAAGAAACUGAGUUUCAUUCUACUUUGUAUCACAUGGUUAAGGAUUUUGCUUCUGAAGAAGCAAUGGAGAAAAUCAGGAGCUCCAACGACCAGUUCAUUGACUCUGUGGGCCACAUGCUGCUCUUGACUAGGGUACUCAGCUAUUCUUAAUCCCCACUCAUACAUUUUAUUCAGUAUGAAGAAUCAAGCAACUUGGAGAGAAAUCAGGCAUUGCUUCAAU
This is a messenger RNA of Equus quagga, 2313 nucleotides long. RefSeq names its product dynein axonemal intermediate chain 7 (gene DNAI7). The transcript has 16 exons. Gene Ontology annotation, molecular function: microtubule binding; beta-tubulin binding. NCBI's taxonomy places the organism in Eukaryota, Metazoa, Chordata, Mammalia, Perissodactyla, Equidae. Bases 75 to 2243 code for a protein of 722 amino acids. The record is from RefSeq and is a predicted model, not a curated record. Gene Ontology annotation, cellular component: axoneme.